Molecule: messenger RNA, 1661 nt
Organism: Trichogramma pretiosum
Lineage: Eukaryota; Metazoa; Arthropoda; Insecta; Hymenoptera; Trichogrammatidae
Gene: MFS10
Product: sialin
Exons: 7
Coding region: 1-1515 (504 amino acids)
Biological process (GO): monoatomic anion transport; transmembrane transport
Molecular function (GO): transmembrane transporter activity
Source: RefSeq, a predicted model, not a curated record
AUGGAAGUUCUUGACCCGAGUGUUUCGCGGGACGAUGCACCUCUUACCGACCAUGACUCCCUGCAAAAAGCUUCAACUUCAACACAUGAUAUUGAAGACAGUAAAGCAUGUAUAAAAUCAAGACAAGUUUUUGGUUUUCUUGGCUUUAUGGGAUUUGCAUUAGUUUAUGCAAUGAGGGUCAAUUUAACUGUGGCAAUAGUAUCAAUGGUCAACCAAACAAACUCAGUUGAUCCAAAUGAUGAUGUUGUAGAUUCCUGUCCUUAUAAUAAUACAAAUUCUAAUAACAGUACUAUUAUUCCAAGUAAAGGUGAAUUCAACUGGGAUGAAAAAACACAAGGCCUUAUACUAGGUGCAUUUUUCUUGGGUUACGUAAUGACUAAUGUACCUGGAGGAAGACUUGCAGAAAAAAAGGGAGGAAAAUUGAUUUAUGGAUUAGGAGUAUUUUUGACAUCAGUGUUAACUGUCAUAAGCCCCUUUGCUGCAUACAUGGAUCAAACCAGUUUAGGCUUGUAUCCUUUUUUAAUCAUCAGAGUAGCAGAAGGUAUUACUGAGGGUGUAACAUAUCCAUCCAUGCACACAAUGUUGGCACAUUGGAUACCUCCAUGUGAAAGGAGUAAAUUUGCUGCCUUGGUAUAUGCAGGUGCUAAUUUUGGAACUGUUAUAUCAUUACCAGUAGCUGGUUAUUUGUGCUCUCUAGAUUUAUGGGGUGGAUGGCCUCUUUCAUUUUAUUUAUUUGGCAUCCUUGGUAUGAUUUGGUAUGUGUUUUGGUUAUUAUUUGUAUAUGAUACACCAGCUCAACAUCCUAGAAUAGAUCCUCAAGAAAGAGCUUACAUUGAAUCGAAAGUGGAACCAAAGCAUGAUGGGGAAAAUGAUAGUGUACCAUGGCUAUCAAUAUUCACAUCUCUUCCAAUGUGGGCUAUUGCUAUUACUCAAUGUGGUCAAGCUUGGGCAUUUUACACCCUUUUAAAUGAACUUCCGACUUACAUGGAUCGGAUUCUGCAUUUUGACGUGCAAAAAGAUGCAUUUUUAUCUGCUCUACCUUACUUUACACCUUGGAUAUUAGGAUUAUUCCUUUCAGCCAUUGCUGAUGCAUUAUUGGCUCGUAAUAUUUUGUCACCCCUCACAUCAUUGAAAGUGUGGAAUACUGUGUCAUGCCUAGGGCCAAGUUUAAGUUUUUUGGGAGCCAUUUGGGCCAAGUGUGAUCGUAUCACUGUGAUGUUCAUGUUGUCUGGUUUUGGAGCAUUUUAUGGGGCUGUUUAUGCAGGAAAUCAAAUAAACCACAUAGCUCUUGCACCUCGUUACGCCGGAACUUUAUAUGGAAUCACUAACUCUCUUGCUAACACUUGCGGAUUUCUCGCUCCUUAUAUAAUAGGACAAAUUGUCAAUGGUCACGAAUCUCUUGAACGGUGGCAUACAGUAUUUUUAAUAGCGGCGGUCAUUAACAUGGGAGGAAAUUGUUUUUAUCUUAUAUUUGCUUCAGCUUCCGAACAAUCGUGGAGUAGAAACAGAAGUUGAUGACUAAUUUUUCGACGCGAUGUGAUAAGCGAUAUGAGGUCGGAUCGAUUGGCGCUCAGCACAUUUUAUGGUUAAGACAUUAUCGAAUAAGAAUACAUUACGUUAAACUAUUGUUUUCAAAAUUCAGUAAAAGUAUUAUUUUAUUA